This is a messenger RNA of Lichtheimia ornata, 270 nucleotides long. RefSeq lists its product as uncharacterized. The record is from RefSeq and is a predicted model, not a curated record. The transcript has 4 exons. NCBI's taxonomy places the organism in Eukaryota, Fungi, Mucoromycota, Mucoromycetes, Mucorales, Lichtheimiaceae. Bases 1 to 270 code for a protein of 89 amino acids.
AUGGACUUCACUCGCUACAACCAAGCCGAACAGGCUCAGAUCGCCGCCAUGAUUGAGCACAAGCAGAUGAAGGAUUUCGUCAGACUCUACACCAACCUUGUUCAACGUUGCUUUGAAGACUGUGCUGAGGAUUUCACCACCAAGAGCGUCACCGGCAAGGAGGAAACUUGUAUCAACAAGUGUGCUGACAAGUUCUUGAAGCACUCUGAACGCGUUGGCGCACGCUUUGCCGAGCUUAGCCAGCAGAUGACUCCUCCUGGUUCCAAGUAA